AUGACAGAUCAAGACAACUAUCGCCCGCAAUCGCCCGAUCUUUCCGCCCUCCACUCCCCCAUCUCCCCCUCCGUCACCCAGUCCUACCAGUUCGCCAAUCCCCUGGCUCACCGCGCCUCCUACGACGCCUCGCCCUUCUUCACCCCGCAAUAUCAUCAACAGGCCUCCGCGCCCGCCCCGCUCCCCCGGGUGCCCCAACAAUACGUUCCGCCUCCCUUCCCCAGCUUCAGCUUCGAUUCCGACAUGGCGCGCCGAUCGUCGCGUCUCGCGCGCGCCGCCGAGGUGGCCCCCGUCGCUCCCGCACCACCCAUGCCCGAGCCGCAAUUCAUGGAGCCCAUACCCGCCCCAGCUCCAGCUCCAGCUCCAGCGCCCGUCGCGCUGCCCGAGGAGCCAUCGCUGCCUCAUCCCGUCGCCGCAGUCGAAGUCAAGACGAAAUUCCCCGUGGCGCGCAUCAAGCGCAUCAUGCAGGCCGAUGAAGAUGUGGGGAAAGUGGCCCAGGUUACCCCCAUCGCAGUCUCCAAAGCAUUGGAGCUCUUUAUGAUCUCCCUCGUCACCAAGGCCGCCAAGGAGGCCAAGGACCGCAACUCCAAACGCGUCACCGCAUCGCAUCUUAAACAGGCCGUGGCAAAAGACGAUGUGCUCGACUUCUUGGCCGAUAUCAUCGCUAAAGUGCCCGAUCAACCCACCAGCCGCAAACAUGAAGAUGACGGCAGCGAUCAGAACGAUCAACCCAAACGGAAGCGUGGUGGGCGGCGACCCAAGGAUGAAAGUGACUAA
This is a messenger RNA of Aspergillus terreus NIH2624, 777 nucleotides long. RefSeq names its product negative cofactor 2 transcription regulator complex subunit BUR6 (gene nctA). The transcript has 2 exons. Bases 1 to 777 code for a protein of 258 amino acids. Gene Ontology annotation, molecular function: transcription coactivator activity; transcription corepressor activity; RNA polymerase II general transcription initiation factor activity. Gene Ontology annotation, biological process: negative regulation of transcription by RNA polymerase II; transcription by RNA polymerase II; positive regulation of transcription by RNA polymerase II. Lineage: Eukaryota; Fungi; Ascomycota; Eurotiomycetes; Eurotiales; Aspergillaceae. The record is from RefSeq and is a predicted model, not a curated record. Gene Ontology annotation, cellular component: nucleus; negative cofactor 2 complex.